This is a messenger RNA of Trichoderma gamsii, 651 nucleotides long. RefSeq names its product isochorismatase hydrolase. The record is from RefSeq and is a predicted model, not a curated record. Lineage: Eukaryota; Fungi; Ascomycota; Sordariomycetes; Hypocreales; Hypocreaceae. The transcript has a single exon. The coding region runs from base 1 to 651 and encodes 216 amino acids.
AUGAAGCCCGCAUCGUCAACACCAACCGCCAUACUUCUGAUUGACAUCCAGAAGGCCUUCCAACACCCGACUCAAUGGGGCUUAGAACGAAGCACGCCAGAUUUUGAGAACAAUAUUGCAAACAUCAUCCAAGCGGCGCGCGUAUACAACAAUGGACUAACAGAGCCGCUCUCAGGCCCAGUGAUUAAUCCUAUCCAUAUCAUCCAUAUCCAUCACCAUUCCAGCAGUCCCGACUCCGCUCUCCACCCGUCAGCUAAGGUGCCCGGUACCGAUUCGCCCGGCAUAGAGCCCUUGGAUUGCGCCGCACCCCUACAUACUGAGCCUGUUGUCAUCAAAAACGUCAAUUCUGCAUUCAUUGGCACCAACCUUGAAGCGAGACUGCGCGCUCUUAAGGUGCGACAGCUUAUCAUUGCAGGAUUGACAACGGACCACUGCGUCAGCACCACCACUAGGAUGGCGGCCAACCUCCAUGUUCUGGGUGAGGAAGCAGGUACUGAUGGGAAUGGUAUUUUUGUGAUACAAGAUGGAACCGCUACGUUUGCUAAGGGCGGUUUUGAUGCAGAGACUAUACAUGCAGUGAAUCUCGCGAGCUUGAACGGAGAGUUUGCUUCGAUUAUUACCACAAAGAGCGCUAUGAAAGCUCUGUUCUAA